AUGAGGACUGAGAGACGUGGAGCAGGAGCAACACAGAGGAGGACUGGAGAACACAGAGGAUCUAGGAGACACACUGGAGACAGUACUCUGGUGAGGGAGUGCGACGUGAUUGGCUGGGUGCAGAGCCUGGAGGGUGCUGUGGUGGCUCUGCUGAAGAUCUGCCGGCAGGACUGCUUCAGUUCUCUGUAUGCUCACGCGCUCAGGACCGUCGCCUCCAUCUGCUGUGUGGAAGAGGGCAUCAGCCAGCUGGAGAAGGUAUCCAUUUGCCAGCAUGCACUUAAAAGGAGCCAGAUUGACUUGGUAGCUGCGCAGCAGAAAGAUCCUGCUUUACGAGCUCUGUUCACUGCUGUAGUGCAGCCGGAGGAGGUGGAGAGCAUAGCAAAUGGCUACUUUAUACAGGAGGGGUUGCUGUUGAGAAAGUGGAGUCAUCAAAAUGAAGAUUCAGGUGGUGAAGCAAUAAUUCAGGUAGUAGUGCCUGGUCAGUUUAAGGAGGCGGUAUUAGGUGCUGCCCAUGUACCAGAGGAGCCUCUGUAUUCUCCUUGGGAGGGUGAGGGUGUUAAGGCACCUGGAGACAGUGAGCUGUUGCCGCGUCUGAGUAAUUCUGAAACGCUUGGGAAUUUCGAAAGUCUGCAGGUCUGCGGCGAAGUGUUUCUGUUGGCCUCGGCAGCGCUGGCGAACAUCACCUUCUUCGACAGCAUGGCCUGUGAAAUCCUCCUGCAGCCCAACGCCGUUCACAUCCUGCUGCAGGCCUGCAGAGACCGGCAGCGCGUCGACACGCCGUACUCCAAAGACCAGGUUGUGACGAUCCUUGCCAAUCUGUCGGUUCUGGAGCAAUGCACCGCAGAUGUCCUGGAGGAGAAGGGAAUCGAGCAGCUGCUGGUGUUGCUGAAUGAGAAGCCCUCGUCCUCCAGUCCAUCGGAGGGCGCCGCAUGCGAGCGUGUUCAACAGAAAGCUGCCGUCACACUGGCUCGUCUCAGCAGAGACCCGCUGGUCGCUCAGACCGCCAUACAGCUCCGGGCUGUUCCUCGUCUCAUUGAGUUGUGUCGCUCACCAGCCGAAAGGAACAACAGUGAUUCAGUACUCGUCACCUGUCUGGCUGCUUUGAGGAGGCUUGCGGCUGAAUGUCCGGACAGUAUCGGACCUGCUGACCAUCAACAGCUGAUCAAGCCCAGACUGGUGGACUCGUUCCUGUUGUGCUCCAACAUGGAGGAAAGCUUCGUCUGAAUCAAAAAAGAACCUGUGCAAUUUUCUCAAAGUAUUUAUUUGUUACCAAAAGAAACCACAUUGGCUGACCUGUACGUUUUUGUAUACAACCUCCAGCCAUCCGGAAGAAAUAUAACAUGGAUCAUGCAUGACUGAAACAUACUGACUGAUGUAAAAAGCAUUAUUUACGUCAGUCAGAGAUUUAGAAAAUCUUUGUACAAAAGUAUCAAAUAAAAAUGAAAACUCAUAUUCAGCUGCAGCUGUGCUUGAAGAAUCAGACAUUUUAAAUGUAUCAUGUGUAUAUUUCCUAUUCAAAUGAAUGUAAAUGAAUGUUUGAUACUGCAGCCUAUAUAGUGCUGAAAACUAUUUAAGAAUCUGGUAAAGAAGCAUGUGCUGAAUAAAGCUAAACUCUGCUGGG
This is a messenger RNA of Megalobrama amblycephala (Wuchang bream), 1621 nucleotides long. RefSeq lists its product as uncharacterized. Bases 1 to 1224 code for a protein of 407 amino acids. Gene Ontology annotation, biological process: establishment of mitotic spindle orientation; regulation of asymmetric cell division; asymmetric cell division. The transcript is spliced from 10 exons. Gene Ontology annotation, molecular function: cytoskeletal adaptor activity; protein binding. NCBI's taxonomy places the organism in Eukaryota, Metazoa, Chordata, Actinopteri, Cypriniformes, Xenocyprididae. The record is from RefSeq and is a predicted model, not a curated record. Gene Ontology annotation, cellular component: apical cortex.